GGCCUCAGAGCCCAGAAAAGGGAUCCCUUUGACCCAGAAGUCGCCUCUGCUCUUCUUUGCACACGCAGCUGUUCUUGGCUCGCCUAUAUAAAGCCAGCGCGCUCACCGGGGUCCCUUUCUGCCCUCUCCCCUCCUCCGCCGGGACUCUCCUAGCAGCACCAUGAGCUCCGUGGAGGCGGCUCGGCCUAUUUUCCUCCAGGGAGAGAACUGCAAGCCGUCAUGGAAGGAGGCAGCAGCUGGCUUCAAUCAGACGGACACCCACUUAGAGAUCUUAGGCAAGCCGGUGAUGGAGAGAUGGGAGACCCCUUACAUGCACUCUCUGGCUACGGUCGCAGCAUCCAAAGGUGGCCGGGUGCUGGAAGUGGGGUUCGGCAUGGCCAUCGCGGCCACCAAACUGGAAGAGUUCGACAUCGAGGAGCACUGGGUCAUCGAAUGCAACGAGGGCGUCUUCCAGCGGCUGCAGGAGGGGGCCCCCAAGAAGCUCCCGCAGGUGGUGCCCUUGAAGGGGCUGUGGGAGGACGUGGCGCCGACUCUGCCGGAUGGACACUUCAGUGGCAUCCUCUACGACACCUACCCCCUGUCCGCAGAAACCUGGCACACCCACCAGUUCAGCUUUAUCCAGGGCCAUGCUUUCCGCUUGCUGAAAGCCGGGGGUGUGCUCACUUACUGCAACCUGACCUCCUGGGGGGAGCUGCUCAAGACCACGUACACGGACAUCGAGACGAUGUUUGAGGAGACUCAAGUCCCGCGCCUGAUGGAGGCCGGGUUCAAGAAGGAGAACAUAAGCACCAGCGUGAUGGAUCUGAUCCCGCCCGAGGACUGCCGCUACUACUCCUUCCACAAGAUGAUCACGCCCACCAUCCUCAAAGAGUGAGCCGCCGCCCCCGCGCCCGCCGGCUCCGCUGCUGCGCCAGAGAGAGAAGAAAUCCGGCCCGCAGGAGGGAAAACUCCAUCAAGGACUGACUUUACAAUCCAGGGAGGGGAGGGAAUAUUCGUCGCGCGGUUGGUACUAAGGAGGGAAGAUUAACAUAUCGAUUUGACUUUUUUUUUGGUGGUGGUGGGGAAGUAUAGCUGACAAGUUAGAACGAGGGUCUGUAGUAUAGUACUAGAAUUCAGGACUCCUGCCUUCUAUUUCCAGCUCUGUCACGGAGCUGCUGGUGCCUAUAAGCAAGUCACUACCCCUCCGUGCCUAUAAGCAAGUCACUGCCCCUCCGUGCCUCACUUCCCCCCAUCUACAAUGCAUAAAUUAUCCCAUUCCUGCCCCCACCCUCCCAAUACUUUGAGAUCAAUGGCUGUAAGAGGCUGCUAUUUGGUUCAAGAAGCCUGCCCCAAGGGCAGAUCCCUUGUGAGAUGGCCUAUGCGGCGAUCUGACGCAUUUCACCUUCAUUUUUAAGAUUAUUUUUACGGUCGCUUCAAGUAAAAUUCAGGAGGGAGCUGCCGGUAACUUGACCGAGGGAUUUCCAAAUCCAGAGGUUGCCUGUGGAACAGUGGCCUUGUCAGAGGCCAAAUCAACACCCUCCACGCCAAGCUGCGUAAAGUUCGCUCCAACCCAGUUUAAUUCUGGACGCCGGACAUUUGUAUUUGUGUAAUUAAAUAAGAUUCAGAUAACGCCCAGGGGAAUCUCUGCUCACCUUUAGGGCUAAGAGCCUGUUCUUAAGAUUUUACUAAUGAAUUCUUAUGACUUUCCUGGAAGUUUACCAGCACAUGAAUCUACACUGAUGCGGUGGACUUGCUAUUAAUGCAAACACUAAAGACAUUAAAUUGACUGAAACCUACA
Messenger RNA from Pelodiscus sinensis (Chinese soft-shelled turtle), 1777 nucleotides. NCBI's taxonomy places the organism in Eukaryota, Metazoa, Chordata, Testudines, Trionychidae. The record is from RefSeq and is a predicted model, not a curated record.